Chara braunii is the source of this 1232-nucleotide messenger RNA. NCBI's taxonomy places the organism in Eukaryota, Viridiplantae, Streptophyta, Charophyceae, Charales, Characeae. The record is from the annotation of a GenBank genome assembly.
UCGAAGAAAACGCUCUUUUUUGUUCAUUCUUCGUCAAGGGGGAGGUGAAAGUCAGGGGCUUGCAGCACGUACUGAGCUGAUUAAGGUUGGUGGAGAUGGCACCUAAUGUUCCUGCUGGAGCAGGUGUAAAGCUCUCUGAAGCCAUAGGGAGGUGCAGAGGCGAUUCAAGAUCUCUUGAUCUGUCAGAGAGUGGAAACAAAAGUAACGGGCUCAAAGUUUCUGCAAAAUUCCACAAGGGUCUGCUGGUGCAAACGGCCUACGACCUCAAGCCCAAGCCUCCAUUGUCAGCCACGGUGAACAGCUUCGGCAGAUAUGCCACGGAUCAUAUGCUACAGAUUAAGUGGAAACGUGGCGAAGGGUGGGGGACACCAUCCAUCAAGCCAGUUCAAGCUUUUGAGCUCCAUCCAUUUGCACAGGUGUUUCAUUAUGCACUCACAUGUUUUGAGGGAAUGAAGGUCUACAAGGAUGCACAAGGACACGGUCGAUUGUUCAGACCCAUGAUGAACAUGAACAGACUUAUGGUGUCUGCAUCGCGAUUGGACUUGCCAGACUUCGAUAAGGAGGCGCUUCUGAGUUAUAUCAAGCAUCUGGUGAAAAUGGAUGAAGAAUGGAUCCCAGGCCAUGAAGGCUAUUCUCUGUAUGUAAGGCCAACAAUUAUGGCCACAGCAGCUCUGCUGGGGCUGGCACCGCCGGAGGAAUGUUUGUUGUUCGUUGUUAUGACGCCCUGCGGUUCUUUUCCUAAUACAGCAGCUGAAGGAUUCAGAGAACUGGCACCGAUCAAAGUGCUCGUCAGUAUGGAACAUGUGCGUGCCUGGCCUGGAGGGGUUGGCUAUGCAAAGGUGGGAGGAAAUUACGCCCCUGCGAUCGUGCCUCAGAUUGAAGCGAGAAAAUUUGGGUGCUCGCAAGUCCUCUAUGUUCGUCGAGACGAAUGCGAAGGUGAUGAUGGUAUCGUCGGCGAGUUUGGUGCGAUGAAUUUCUUUGCAUUCAUGCAAUCGAAGGAUGGUUCCCUGGAGUUGGUGACCCCUGUGCUAGAUGGCACAAUUCUUCCUGGCAUCACAAGGGACUCGGUCUUGUCCCUUUGUCGGGAAUGGGGUGAAUUCCGCGUAUCUGAAAGGACACUGCGAUUUCAAGAGGUAAGCCGCAAUCUUCUGAGUCCAUUUCUUUUUUUUUAGGGAAAAUUUUUGAGAUGCCCCUGAAGUUUGCAUUUAUUUGCGGCGUGCCCCUCUGACGGC